GACUGCUGUUAAUAUUAUCUAUAUAUUUAGUUCUUGAGUUGCCGAUUUCUGAUGUAGAGUUGAUUUGGAUACAGCUACUUUCUUUACCCUUCUCGCUAUCAAGUGUGAGCUGUUCUUCAGUAUCUGAUUGGUGAAAGCUUGGUUACAUUAUCGUCAGUUUCUAAUUUAAUUCAUGUCUUUGUUUCAUAUUUAUGGUGCUGAAUAUUGAACCUCAUGGUAUCAUCUCUGACCCAUUUGUUAGAUUCUGUGAGCUAGUUCCAUUAGUCUGGUGAAUCUCACACAUAUAGAAAGUGUCGUAGUUGUUGAUACUGAAGCUCUAGUCGUAUUGUGCUUCUUGUGAACCUUGCCCUGCAUUAUGGAACUGGUUGAAUCAUCCGACAGUGGAACUUUCAAGUAGAUUCCUUUGUCCAAAGUGGUAUGCUGGUUGGCCUUGGAUCUGGUUUUGCUUCUGGAUUAGCCAUCAAUUAUCUGGGUCUGCAGCUUAAGGCUGGUAAACUAAAAGAUAUAACUGGAAUACCCACAUGUGUUGGUAGUGCAAGUGAGGCAGCUAAGGCUGGCAUCCCAUUGGAACAGUAUGAAGGAAGCUCAAAAAUUGACGUAGCUUUUUGUGAUGCUGAUAUUAUUGAAGAAGAGACACUUUCUGUUGUCAUUGGCCGUCGAAAAUUGAUGGGUGAGGAGUCGAUUAUUUAUGAAAAGACUGUUCUUGGCGCUGCAAAGAAGCUUGUAUUCAUAGUGAAUGAAACACAGUACAAAAGUGGUCUAGAUGGUGCAAUCCCAGUUUUCAUCCAGCCUUUUAACUGGAUGGAAACUGCUGAAGCAAUUGAUGAUCUGUUCUUAGGUGAUGCUGAGGUAUGGAGGCGGCCAUCCAUAGGGAUUGCAGACCCACUUGGAGGUGACUACCCAAUUUUGACAAAAGAAGGGCAUAAUGUCCUUGAUGUCAUAUUUACAUCUCCAAUCACAAGUCUUGCUGAUGUAGCCGAAACUCUUGAGCAAGUUGAUGGUGUUGUAGAUCAUGGAGUCAUAUAUCGAAAACCGUGCACAGCGGUCAUAGCUGUCGAUAAUGGGCUGCGGGUUGUGGACAAUAAUGCGAUGGUUGAAGCAAAAAACGGUUAG
Oldenlandia corymbosa var. corymbosa is the source of this 1113-nucleotide messenger RNA. NCBI's taxonomy places the organism in Eukaryota, Viridiplantae, Streptophyta, Magnoliopsida, Gentianales, Rubiaceae. The record is from the annotation of a GenBank genome assembly.